Messenger RNA from Fusarium poae, 1623 nucleotides. RefSeq lists its product as uncharacterized. Gene Ontology annotation, molecular function: carbohydrate:proton symporter activity. The transcript has a single exon. The record is from RefSeq and is a predicted model, not a curated record. The coding region runs from base 1 to 1623 and encodes 540 amino acids. Gene Ontology annotation, cellular component: membrane. NCBI's taxonomy places the organism in Eukaryota, Fungi, Ascomycota, Sordariomycetes, Hypocreales, Nectriaceae. Gene Ontology annotation, biological process: transmembrane transport; carbohydrate transport.
AUGGAGAAACCUGAAUCCGCAGCCCAUAUUGAGCGAUCCAACACCUCCAAAUCCCUCCACAUCUCUGCAAAUCAUACCCGCGGUCAUGCUAUUCAACAGCAAGAACACAACAGAACCUACUUGCAGACACUCCGCAAGGAUCCAUGGCUUCUUCUAUGGAUCGGAGUUAUGCUCUGGACUCUGAUCGUUCGCGGUUUUGAGAACCAGUCUUCAGGCUCAGUCAUUAGUAUUCCCGUCUUCAAGGAACGCUUCGGCAAACCAGAUGACAAGGGCGAUUACUUUAUCGAGACUAGCUGGCAGUCAGCACUCAGUGGAGGCUCAAAUGCUGCUGCUAUCUUUGGUGCCUGGGCUUCAUCAUACUUUGCUGAUAUCAUCGGCUUCAAACCAGUUGUUCUUGCUGCUGCAGCCAUCAACAUUGGUUCUGUAGGUGUUGAGUUUGCCUCUACAUCUAUCGAAAUGUUUUUUGCUGGAAAGAUGGUCAACUUUAUCGCCAUUGGAGCUUUUCAAAACCUCUGCACAGCGUACGUUGCUGAUGUCUCGCCGUUGGCAAUCCGCUCCACUACCAUUGGUUUCUGUAAUCUUGCUCAAUGCAUUGGCCCUUUCAUCUCUGCCAUUCUUUCCAACUUCAGUUCCCAGUGGGAUACCAACUGGUCCUGGCAAUCCCUCAUUGUUGCACAGUGGGGUUUUGCAGCAGUGGCUUUAGUCGGUCAAGUCUUGAUGCCUGAAUCCCCAGUCUUUUUGGUCCGAAAAGGCAAGAUGGAUAAAGCCCAAAAAGCCCUUGAACGAAUGUAUUCCGACCCAGAGGAUGCUUCUGGACAUUUGGAACGUAUCAAGUUGACUCUGGAGGAGGCAGAGUCCCAAAACCUUGGUUCUUACCUCGACUGUUUCAAGGGAACCAACCUCCGAAGAUCCCUCAUCGCCAUCAUGGUGUUUCUGUCAGAGCCAAUGUCUGGUCUGGGAUUUGUUUCCAAUUAUGGUGCUUUGAUGUAUCAAUACCUUGGAAUUAGCGACAGCAAGUCCUUCCAGAUUCAGAUUGGUGCUCAGAUCCUUUCCAUGUCUGGUGCAACCAUCGCGUUCCUCGUAGGCGACUUCUAUGGCCGUCGACCUAUGUACGUCACUGGAUGUGUUGCCCUCGCUUGUCUCCUGAUGUGUAUGGGUAUUUCUGGGUCAGUCGACAAUACGGCUGCUGUUACCGCAUCUGUUGGGUUUUACACCAUGUACAACUUCUUUUACAAUGUUGGUGUCGGCUCGACUGUGUACACCAUCGCAGGAGAGAUUCCUACUUCAGUACUCCGAACCAAGACAAUUGCGAUUUCUAUUUGCAUCUCUUCAGCUGUCAAUACUAUGUGGUCGUUUGUCGCACCAUACAUCUUCAACCCCGAGUAUGCCAAUCUUAAAGCCAAAAUUGGUUUCAUUUUUGGCGGCUUUAUGAUUAUCUUUGCUGUUUUGGCGUUCUUGUUCGUUCCCGAGACUCGCAUGAGGAGCUACGAGGAGUUGGACGAGCUUUUCAUGGAUAAGAUUCCUGCUCGACAGUUCCGCAAGCAUGUCACCCUUGCCGAGCGUCGUGCUGAAGAGGCAUAUGCGAUUGAGAAUGGUGCGGAGGGAAAACUUCGAGAUGCCUAG